AUGCCGUAUUUGUACAAUGUGCUCAGCAAAAACCAAGUUGUACAAGACAGCAACCGGGGUCUCUUGGUUGAGACACUUCGAUCAAUUGCAGAAAUACUCAUCUGGGGAGAUCAAAAUGACUCCUCUGUGUUUGACUUCUUCUUGGAGAAAAACAUGCUUUCCUUCUUUCUGCGGAUUAUGAAACAGAAAUGUGGGAGCUAUGUGUGCGUUCAGCUUCUGCAGACCCUCAACAUCCUGUUUGAAAAUAUUAGAAAUGAGACUUCACUAUAUUACCUGCUCUCCAACAACCAUGUUAACUCCAUCAUUGUCCAUAAAUUUGACUUCAGUGAUGAGGAGGUGAUGGCAUAUUAUAUAUCCUUCCUCAAGACACUUUCUCUGAAGCUCAAUGCUCACACCAUACACUUUUUCUAUAAUGAACACACAAAUGACUUCCCUUUGUAUACAGAAGCUAUCAAGUUUUUCAACCACCCUGAAAGUAUGGUGCGAAUUGCUGUGCGCACACUAACUUUAAACGUGUAUCGUGUCAAUGAUCAGUCCAUGCUUCAGUUUAUAAGGGAUAGAACAGCAGCUCCAUACUUCUCCAAUCUUGUCUGGUUCAUAGGAAACCACAUACUAGAGCUAGAAAAUUGUGUCCGCAGUGAUGUCGACCACAACAGUCGAGGGCGUCUAGCUGACCUGGUAGCAAGAACACCUAGACCACCUUCACUAUCUCAAUGAUAUCCUAAGACUGGAUAUUACAGCCUUAAAUGUUGUCUUAGCAGAUCAUUUGCUAAAUCGACUACUUGUACCACUGCUAGUAUAUUCUCUUAAUCCAAGACAGGAAA
Molecule: messenger RNA, 824 nt
Organism: Penaeus monodon (black tiger shrimp)
Lineage: Eukaryota; Metazoa; Arthropoda; Malacostraca; Decapoda; Penaeidae
Product: protein CLEC16A homolog
Exons: 6
Coding region: 1-717 (238 amino acids)
Biological process (GO): endosome to lysosome transport; regulation of autophagosome maturation; endosomal transport
Cellular component (GO): endolysosome membrane; late endosome
Source: RefSeq, a predicted model, not a curated record